Messenger RNA from Haemonchus placei, 363 nucleotides. NCBI's taxonomy places the organism in Eukaryota, Metazoa, Nematoda, Chromadorea, Rhabditida, Trichostrongylidae. The record is from the annotation of a GenBank genome assembly.
UUGGAAAGCCCAUUAAAGUGUAUCAGUCGCCAUCAUACGUCUAUCGGAGAAAGGUGUACAACAUUUUUGAAAGAAGCCGAAAAGCUUAAAUCUAUAGCGGAUCCAUCGUAUAAGCCAAGCCAACGGGUUUGCAGAUAUCUCCACUUAAAUACUCUCUGUCUAGAGAACUCUGUAACGAUGUAUUGCGCCAAUGCAAAAAAGCUGUUUCGACGGCUAAAUUUCAGGGACUACUUUUUGAAUUUCAUUUUACCUUCGAACGACACUUUAUUCGACGAUCUCGACCUGGACGCAUGCCAAAUGUAUGAUUUCGUGAAGCAGAACAACAAAAUGUCGGAUGCUCAGCUUGAUAAGGUGUGCCGAUAG